This is a messenger RNA of Closterium sp. Naga37s-1, 4254 nucleotides long. NCBI's taxonomy places the organism in Eukaryota, Viridiplantae, Streptophyta, Zygnematophyceae, Desmidiales, Closteriaceae. The record is from the annotation of a GenBank genome assembly.
AUGGUGACAAACGCGGCAGCCGACGACUGGCUCUCAUCCCAGCUGGCCAGCGACGGUCGCAGGGAGGCGGAGAUCCUCUCUCGCGCGUGGUUCCAGCUCCGACUCUCCAUUCGCGCUCCCAAUCGCUUCCCUCCGUGGGACGCGCUGCUGAUUACUGCCGCGAGCGACGCCCAGGCUGACCUUUACUCCAGGCAGCUGGCAGCAGCGCGGCACAAUGGGCACAUAGCAGCGGAGACCAUCGUGCUGGCAGUGCCCGACAGGGAGGGGAAGCGGAUCGGAUCUGGAGGAGCGACCCUGGGAGCUAUCCGGGCACUGAGGGACCAUCUGGGGGAGUCCGCUUCUGCCCGUCUCCCAUCAAUGAAGGUGCUGCUGGUGCAUGCAGGGGGAGACAGCAAGCGACUGCCAUGGGCCAACCCGUGUGGCAAGCCCUUUGUGCCCUUCCCGCUGCUGGCUGGGGACGACCCUGACGGACCCCCCUUGACUCUCUUUGACCACAUUCUCGCCGUCUCUGCUCUCGCGCUUCAGGCACUCCCCUCUGAUGGCGAUGUGCUGCCAUGCUUCAACGCCUCUCGCAUCUGCCUGCCCUCCCACGGGGCGCUGGUCGUCACUGCUGCUGUGCCGCUGGACGUGGCCUCCCGGCAUGGACCAAGUGUGGGAGAAAUGGUGGAGAGAGGGGCACUAUGCCGCACCGGGGGAGCGCUGCUAGACACGGGGAUCUACGCUGUGUGUGGUGACACGUGGCGCGACCUGAUUGGCCUGGCGACCAGCGAGGAGGACUUGCUAGGAGAGCUGCUGGCGUCUGGCGAAGAGGUGAGUAGAGUGAGGUGGAGGAGGGGGUGGAGUGAGGGGUUGAAGGGAGUGAGGUGGAGUGGAGAUGAGAUGGAAGGGGACUUUCGAGGCGCCUUAAAGGAGGACGUGCGCAGAGCUGCUGGCGUCUGGCGAAGAGAUGAGUGGGUGGGUGGGAGGAGGUUGAGUGGGGUGAGUAGGUUGAAGGGAGUGAGGUGGAGUGGAGUUGCACGCCUCUCUCAUCCCAUGCACUUGAGUUGGCAGCAGCAUGGGUACCGGCACGGCAUGCCUGGCUCUCUACUCGCCCCCUGGGGCCACAACUCCUCGCCCACCUCAGCUCGCACUCUCUCUUCCACCACUGCUCAGGCGAUCUCUCCUUCCUGCAUUUCGGCACCUCAUCAGAGUACCUCCACUCCACCACAUGCGCCUUGCUUACCCGUCGCGCGUGCCUCCUCUCCCCUCCCUUCCCAUCCGCCCACCCCACCCACAGACGAUCUCUCCUUCCUGCACUUUGGCACCUCAUCCGAAUACCUCCACCAAAAGCGCCUUUCUUACUCGUGGCAUGUGCUCUUCCUCUCCCCUCCCUUCCCAUCCGCCCACCCACAGACGAUCUCUCCUUCCUGCACUUUGGCACCUCAUCAGAAUAAUCUUUCCUUCCUGCACUUCGGCACCUCCUCAUCCGAAUACCUCCACUCCACCAAAAGCGCUUUUCUUACUCGUGUCGUGGCAUGUGCUCCUCCUCUCCCCUCCCUUCCUAUCCGCCCACCCCACCCACAGAUGAUCUCUCCUUCCUUCAUUUCGGCAUGUCAUCUGAAUGAUCUCUCAUUCCUGCACUUUGGCACGUCAUCCGAGUAUCUCCACCACAUGCGUCUCGCCUACACCGGGCGAAUGCCGCGCCGUCACCUCAGCGCGGUCGCCGCGCCCACAGACUGCCACGUGGCGCAAUCUGCAGCGCUCAUCUCAUCGCACGUGCCACCUGGCGCGUGCGUUGGGGAAGGCAGUGUCAUCUCUGACAGCUGGCUGGCCCAUGGCACGCGGAUAGGCGACCGAUGUGUCGUGAUUGGCGUAGACGCUGCUGCCCCCGCUGCUGCUGCUGAGUCAGCAUCUGCCACGUCAGCAGCAGAAUCCGCUGAUGCAGCAGUUUUUUGCCCGCUAGUGCUGCCGAGCCACAUGUGCUUAUGGCAGGUGCCACUGAAAGGGGGGCGGGAGGUCACCCUGUGCUGCGGCGUGGAUGACAACCCUAAGUUGUCGUUUUCUGGGGGAGGCUCCUUCUGUGGCCGCCCCUGGAAUCUCUGGCUGAAAGACAGAGGGCUGAAAGAAACGGACAUCUGGCCAGGUCUGGUGCUAGGUCUGGUGCCAGGUCUGGUGCUAGGUCUGGUGCUAGGUCUGGUGCUGGGUCCGGUGCUAGGUCCGGUUCUAGGUCCGGUGCUGGGACUGGUGCUAGGUAUGGUGCUAGGUCUGGUGCGAGGUUCGGUGCUGGGUCCAGUGCUAGGUGUGGUGGUAGGUACAGCUACUGCCCCACAGAUUCUCGUUCCUGCUCUGUGUUCCUGCUACCCACCCACUGUGUCUCGACUCACCACCCUCUCCCUCCCUCAUCUCCCUCUUGCCAUGUCCCCUUCCCUCUUUCAGAUACAGACAACCAAGGCCGCCCAAUUCAACCAAAGCAGGACCUCUGGAACGCCCUCCUCUUCCCCAUCCUCCCUUCCGGCUCCGGGCUUCCCCUCGCCAUGUUGCUUCUCGGAAGCUUCCCUCCUACUCUCACCCAAGUUUCCGGCCACACCCCCAGCCAAGACCUCAGCCAACAGUACACUGACACGGCGGUUGCCAAACAAGGAGGGAGAGGGCGGAAACGAGGGGGUGGGAGAUGGGCUUGACAAUGGGGGGAAAGGGCAGCAGCAGCAGCAGCACCAGCAGCAGCAGCAGCAGCAGCAUUUGCAGCAGCAGCAGCAGCAGCAGCAUUUGCAGCAGCAGCAAGAGUGGGCGGGUGUGCCUAUGAGUCGUGUGCUUCAAGCGAAGCUAGACCUGGUUAGGGCAGCACAAGGGGUAUAUGGCGACGGGGAGAGGGGAGUGGAUGGAGAAGGCGAGGGGGCGAGAGGAGAGGGCCGAGAAGGGGAGGGGGAGAAGAGAGGGGAGGGAGAAGAAGGAGGGAGGGAGAGGAGAGGGGACGGGGAGAGAGAGUGGGGUGAAGAGGAGGAGUUGCAGGAGGGAGUGUGGAGGGCAGUGGCUGAGGAGGCAGCGGUAGCAGUGGGAAUGGGAGGGGAGGGGAGAGAUGACGAGUUGGGGUCAACUCAAGGCUCCACUCAAGAGCAUGCACCUCUCCCGCUAGGCGCCACUGUGACUGUAACCCUACCUGUGAGACUGGACAUAGCAGGCGGGUGGAGCGACACGCCUCCCUGGAGUCUAGAGCGGUGCGGAACGGUGCUGAACAUGGCAGUGCUGCUGGAGGGAAAGAGACCUGUGGGCGCCACUGUGACUGUUGUGAGAGAGCCUGGUGUUUUAAUGGAGGACGAUCACGGUGCUUCCCUCCACAUCCCCGACCCCGCCACCAUCCCUCCCCACCUCUCGCCAGAAGAACCGUUCGUUAUAGUCAAGGCUGCACUCCUAGUCACUCGCAUAUCCACCCUCCUCUCCGCCUCCUCCUCCUCCUUAUCAUGUGCGGGCCUGCAUAUCCGAACAUGGGCAGACGUCCCCAGGGGCAGUGGUCUUGGCACCAGCAGCAUCGUGGCAGCUGCUUUGGUGCGAGCGCUGCUGCUGCUGAUCAGAGGGGGAGGCAGGGGCAGGACUUCGGGAGAGAAAGCACCUGAAGCAACAGCGGAGCCACCUGGGGCAGCAGAGAAAACACCUGAGGAAGCACCUGCGGUGACGGACGAGGAAGUGAGCCGGCUGGUGCUGCUGCUGGAGCAGAGGAUGGGCACGGGGGGCGGGUGGCAGGACCAAGUAGGUGGCCUGUACCCGGGCGUCAAGUGCACCACCAGCCUACCCACUCGCCCCAUUCGUCUCGUAGUGGACCCGCUGCCGCUGCUGCCGGCGUUCCGCUCUGCCCUGCAGCAACGGCUCGUGGUUGUGUUUGUGGGCCAGGUGCGCUUGGCCCGUAACGUCUUGAAGAAUGUGGUAACCCGUUACCUGCAGCGGGACUCUCGCCUCAUCUCCGCCAUCCAACGGCUCACAGACCUUGCCGAGAUCGGCCGUCGCGCGAUCUCAACCGCCGAUCUCGACCUUCUAGGGCGCGUUCUUUCCCAUACCUGGGACCUUCACCAGGAGCUUGACCCGCACUGCAGCAAUCCACAUGUCGACACGCUAUUGGCCGCUGUAGAGCAUCUGAGUUGUGGGGCGAAGCUUGCAGGGGCGGGAGGGGGAGGGUUUGCGAUGAUCAUGGGGAGGAGCGAGGAGGGAGCUGAAGAGAUUAAGGGGAUUUUGAGAGGGAUGGGGGAGCCUGUUAGGGUGUAUGACUGGGCUGUUGCUGUGUGA